AUGAAACUGGUGAUGUGCGCACGACAAACCAAACGGAACAACCUGUUUGCUAAUUUCUUCAGUAGCAACUAUGAUGACUCAACGACUCAAGACGCUCAGCGAUCGUCGUCACAGCAAUCUGAGGAUUUCCAGCUCGACAUCAAUUUUGUGCUUGAAGAGCUACAAGCUGUGAACACCAGGAAAAGAACGGGUCCCGAUGUCACAACACGCGCCAAAUCAUCCAAUGCUCGUCCCACCAGCAGUCAUAUUGCUGAUUUCACAUUUAAGCCACAGGCUGCGAUAAACAAUUCCAAAGCGUCAGCCACAUACCGAUUCACUGAGCCCAUCGUCAUUAAAUCCGCGUCAAAUUCGUUUGAACAACACAAUAAACUGGGCAGUAAUAAGUCGGCGUACAAAUGCAGUGAACCAACAUUUAUAACCGAUAAGCCAGCAGGUGAUGUUGCCAAGACUGAAACACCUAAAUCUUUAGCUAAUUUCAAAUUUGAAUCGAAACCGAUCAAAGGAGUAUCGAGUGACAGUGGCAUUAAAACAACUCAAUCAUUUGGAUCAAAUGCCAACAAAUCAACGGGUCCGUUUGCAAUGAAACCGUCGUUCGGUGCAAGCUCUGACACUGGAUUCAGUGCAUCUAAACCAGUGUCAUGGUUUUCAACGCAACUCCAAGAUUACGACACAUUCGAGUCAAUUGCUGUGAAACAAAAACAAAGCAAAUAUUGGGAAUGCAAAUAUUGUGAAACAUCAAAUUUUCGGGCACUCUCAAAGUGCGUUAUUUGCGGAGCUGUUAAUCCAAAUGCUUCAAGCAAUGGCAAAACUGAAAACAAAGCCAAAGAACCGGUACAAAAGAAGCCAGUUACUGCUCAAUUUUCCUUUGAAAACGAAACCACCUUGCCUUCAACCAGUAAAAUAGAAACCAAUCCUGAGCCAGCUGCUAUCGCAUCAGUUGCAGCUUAUGAUGUUUCUAAGUCGAUUGUGGAGCAGCAAAACAGUUCGUGGUGGGAAUGUACAUUAUGUUUGAGCAGCAAUUCCAAUGACACUGAAAAUUGUGAAUGCGAUGACAUGCCGCAAGGAGACACCGCAUCGAAAGACAAGUCAAAGAAGCAAUUUGGAAGUUUGGCGUCAAGUCAGAAAUUCUCAUUUGGUUCACCAAACGGCGGCAGUACAUUUAGUUUUGGCUCAAAGCCAGAAAAUGCGAGCAGUACAACAGCAACGGCAACCGCAACAUCAACCGUAAAGUCGACCACAUCAAGCAUAUUUGGAAGCAACAGCUCUCAAACACCAACAUUCAAACCAACGGCAAUCGAAUCGGCAGCACCAAGCCAGUCUGCAGGUUUUUUUGGUUUUAAAUUGGGAUUUGGAUCGUCGUCGUCUUUUACGAAUUCAUCAAUAUUUGGAUCGAAGGUAGCAUCAAAAGACGAAAGGGAUACCGGCCCAUUAGCGACGAACAGCGACAAAGGUAUUAUAGUUUUGAAGAAUGUUUUGGUCAAACCAUCCACAAAAGCACGAGCUUCGCGAACGUCAACCAGCUCCACAACAAAUACAAUCAACACACUGACAACCAUAACUGCGUCAAACGCAGGCAAUAUUUCAACGAACAAUGGUUCGAUCACAGCCCCACCACCAGACAAUUUUCUUCCGACAAACGCGCAUCGAGCUGAAAAGCGAAAGUCAAAAGACGACAGUCCACCGCCAUCGUUCAACGGAAGCGACAGCAAUGGCAGUAAUAGUGGAAGUGCCACAAAUUCUGAUUCAAAUGUGCAGAUUCCAAAGAAAGAGAAAUUCUCGUCUGUUUUUUUUGAAUACUCUGAACAAGACUGUAGCAAAAAGUGUAAGCACGCCAAUGGUUUGAAAUACCAUCAGAGUCGUGUUCAUGGAGCCGGUUCGAUAGACGGGGAUUCAGAACGAUUGCCCAAAUCGCAUCCACCACUUCCAAAGCAUGCAGCGGAUAUUCAUUCGUCACGAUGUUCGUUAUCUUCGUUUGAAUCGAUCGUAGUAUUUGGGCACAGCGAUAUAACCCCAAUGCCACUACCUGCGCGACCUAAGCAAACAAAUGAUGCUGCCAGUGCAGCUGCUGAACCAACGAAUGUGGCCAGCAAUCCGGCAUCGGUGCAAACACCAACACCUUCACUUGGAACAGAGCCCAGUUCAGCGCUCGCCUCAGCGAUACAGGAAUCAAAUCAAACGAGCUCAAGUGUGACACCUGAACAAUCGAGCAAAUUGCUAUUAGUUGGUCAACCUCAACCAAACAGUUUUAUUCUGACAAAUAGGCGUCGAUCUAAAAAGACGGCAGUUUACCGACGUCAUCUAUCCUGCGUGCCAAAUCCAAAAAAACCAAAAGCGGCCUUAAAGUUUGCACAGCAUGUGGUUACACAACAUCACAUGGCGGACACUUUAAUGUUCAUAUACGACAAAGUUGUUUGGCGGUUGAGCCAGUCAGAGACAUGA
Sitodiplosis mosellana (orange wheat blossom midge) is the source of this 2439-nucleotide messenger RNA. Its product is annotated as nuclear pore complex protein Nup153-like. Bases 1 to 2439 code for a protein of 812 amino acids. The transcript has 8 exons. Lineage: Eukaryota; Metazoa; Arthropoda; Insecta; Diptera; Cecidomyiidae. The record is from RefSeq and is a predicted model, not a curated record.